AUGAAUAAUUCAUGGAAGCAAAGAGAGCUCGUAUUUAUACUUGUUUAUGCAGCUAUCUUUUACAUCAUCAUCAUUCGGUAUUCCCUGCAGCUGUCCCAUGAUAAUUACAAGAAGCUAUAUGGUCUACGUCCUGGAUUGAUCUCAACUCAACUUAAUGAUGCCUCUGAUGCACAGUGGAGAAAUUUCCGCAGUAAUUUGCCGAUUCUAACCUUUGUUUUUGGAGUUUUUACAUUGAUGGCUAACACUGUAAGGGCAUGGUAUGAUUUAAAGGCAGAGGGGAUGUCCGUUGUUUGGCUUUUGAUUUCAUUGGCAUAUUUGUCAUAUCUCCAUGGAGCAUUUAUCUUUUUUAUCCUUGCAAUUGCAUCAACGAAUUUCCUUUUGGUUAAGAUAUUUGGACGCACAAAAUACUUUCCAUUUAUACUUUGGGUCUUCAACUUAUCAUUUCUUCUUUGUAACCGUGUUUAUGAGGGAUACUCAUUUGCCAGUUUUGGAGACCAUUGGGCUCAUUUGGAUAAAUUUAGGGGUACCUUUAGAUGGCAUAUCUGCUUUAACUUUGUUGUUUUGCGCAUGAUAAGCUUUGGGUAUGACUACCAUUGGUCAGAUCAUAAUCCCUAUGUUGAUCAAGAGAUGCACAUCCGACACUGCAACACCUGUUCUUCAGGAAAAACAUGUUACAGAAUGUUACAGGAGAGAAGUGUGGGGAUUGACAAGUUGUCAUAUACCAUAUACCUAUGUUAUUUGCUAUAUGCACCUCUCUAUAUUGCUGGACCUAUUAUAAGUUUCAACGCAUUCGCUUCCCAGCUGGAUACACCUCAGAAGAGUUAUACACUGAAACAAGUGGCUUGGUAUGGUUUUCGUUGGGUCCUUAGCCUCUUACUUAUGGAAAUCAUGACACACUUUUUCUAUUACAAUGCCUUUGCGAUCAGUGGAAUCUGGAAACAGUUAUCACCUAUGGAAGUCUUCAUUAUUGGAUAUGGGGUCCUAAACUUCAUGUGGCUCAAAUUUUUCCUCAUAUGGCGUUACUUCCGAUUUUGGGCACUGGUAAGUGGGAUUGAAGCACCUGAGAAUAUGCCAAGGUGUAUAAACAACUGCUACAACUUGGAAAGCUUUUGGAAAAAUUGGCAUGCUUCAUUUAACAAAUGGCUUGUGAGGUACAUGUACAUUCCUCUUGGGGGAUCUGGAAGGAAGCUUUUAAAUGUGUGGGUUGUCUUCACAUUUGUUGCCAUAUGGCAUGAUCUCGAAUGGAAACUUCUCUCAUGGGCAUGGUUAACAUGCAUAUUCUUUAUUCCUGAAAUGAUUUUGAAAUCAGCAGCAACUUCUUUUAAGGCUGAUAACGUAUUUAAGGAGUUUAUUUUGCGUGAGCUUAGUGCAGUUGCUGGUGCCAUCACAAUCGCAUGUCUCAUGGUGGCUAACCUUGUGGGCUUUGUCAUCGGACCAUCAGGCAUAAGUUGGCUAAAAUCUGUAUUUCUUCAGACAGAAGGACUACCCACUCUUUUUGGCUUGCUUGUAACAUUUUAUGUGGGCACAAAGCUUAUGUUCCACGUAUCUGAUACGAAGCAAAGGACACAUCAAAGUUAAAGAAAAUUGCCUGUCUUAAUACAAAAGUUUCUUGUCAUUUUCUAAUAUAAUGUUUUCACCAGUUCAGAAAAUUAUUAGUUCAUUUAUUAAAGUUAGGGCUUAUUUUGUAUAAUAUUAGCUUUAAUGGUGAUUAGUCGAUCUUGGGGCUGAGUAUGCUCCUAAUUUCCAAAAUGAGAUUUGAGAUUUGAUUUUUUACAUCAAAUAUUUUGCAAAUGAACA
Molecule: messenger RNA, 1797 nt
Organism: Lactuca virosa
Lineage: Eukaryota; Viridiplantae; Streptophyta; Magnoliopsida; Asterales; Asteraceae
Source: the annotation of a GenBank genome assembly